GCCAAGGAGUCCCCGCCCAAGCGGGGCGCCGCGCCCGACUCCAAGGCUGCGGCGGCGGACAGCGCGGAGGAGGCGCCCCGAGCCGUCCCCCGCGAGCUCACGGUCAAGAGCAGCUCGCUGCUGCCGGAGAUCAAGCCCGAGCACAAGAGGGGGCCGCUCCCCCCGCACUGGGACGGCCGCGGAGAGCGGAGCAAGGAGCCGGGCAGAUCUGCUGGAGGCCCCGACGCGGACGGCUUGAGGCCCAGGAACCACUUCGGCGCCGGCAGGUCGACGGUGACCACUAAAGUGACCCUCCCUGCCAAGCCCAAAAAUGUGGAACUAAAUCUUAAAACUCCUAAGAAUCUUGACAGCUUGGGAAAUGAGCAUAAUCCAUUUAGCCAGCCAGUUCAUAAAGGAAACACUGCCACCAAAAUCUCCUUAUUUGAAAACAAACGGGCAAACAGCAACCCAAAACACACUGACAUUCGAGGCACAAGGAACACCCUUGCCUCUAAUAAAACAUUUGUUGGGAGGGCAAAGCUGAAUUUAGCCAAAAAACCCAAGGAAAUGGAGCAACCUGAGAAGAAAAUAAUGCCAAAUAGUCACCAGAAUGGUGUUCUGGUGAAGGAAAGCUCUGCAGAAACCAAAGUUACUCUCUGUGAAGAGGAGAUUCUCCCAGUGAGUGGAAGUCCCAGUGUAAGAGGAAGGGAAGGCGAGCCUACCGAGGACCAAGCUCUUGGUUCGCAGCUUAAACAGGGUGAUCAGGCAGAUGUUCAAGUAGAUGCUGACUGCCCUUCUGUACCACUGGCCACUGCUCUGAUUCCUGUCAAGGACCACAAACUCUUAGGACAGGACGACUCAAAGGCUGCCGACAGCAAAAGACUUAUACUUGAAAAUGUGACUGAAGCAGCACAAGACGUUCCUGCCAUUCUUGAUACCAGAGACUCACCAACAGCCACACCAAAGCCACAGGAUAAAUUUUCUGACUCACAGGCCCCCGCUGAGUCAUCGAAUGGGCCUCAUUCUCUGCCUGCAGCAGUUCCUGUGGAUAUGCCCAAAGAUGCAUGUGCUGAUGCUCCCAUAAGCAGUUUUCCAGGCACUGACCUAAGAGUAUCAGAAAACCACAGUGGAUGUCGUUUGCCUGCGUCUCAUCUGGAUAAUGAGAAAAUGCCCCCCUCCGAACUUGGGGGGGGAGGAGAAACAAGCCCUCUUUUGACCACAGAGCAGAGCCCAGAAGUUGUGGGAACUGCGAGUCCGUCCAAGGUCCUUGUCCAGGUCAGGUCCUUCGUCCUUCCCUUGGAGAGCACCCAGGACGUAAGCUGCCAGAUCAUCUCGGAUAGCUCUGAAGUUAGAGAAGUGCAGUUGCCAAGUUGUCACAAUAAUGAACUUGAAGUGGUUUCCGUUGCAAGCUGUGCUCCCCAGGAAGAGGAAGUACAGGGCAAUAAGAGCCCAUCACCCAAACACAUUCAUUGCAAAGAGGAACAGGUAGCAAAAUCUGGCCCACAAGUCAUGCCGCUGGAAUCAGAGAAAACUCUGCCUAUCCAGGCUCAGAGUCUGGGCGACAGGACACCCCCGAUGGUUGAAUCCAGCCCCACUCACUCCCCAGGUGGUGAAAAUCAUUUAGAAACUCCUCAAAGGCCAGAUCAAGAUGUCACGAAUGGCCAGGACAGCCCUGCCAGCCUUUUGAACGUUUCUGCUGGUAGCAGUGAUAGCGUACUUGAUACUUCUUCUGAUAUGGAGAAAUUCACGGAAAUUAUCAAAAAGAUGGACAGCACAGUUUGUGUGCCUCAGAAGAAAAAGAAGGCCAGGGUGCCAAACUCCCCUGCCCCUCACUUUGCCAUGCCUCCUAUUCAUGAGGACAAUUUAGAAAAGGUAUUUGAUCCCAACGUGUUUACCAUUGGUCUGGGGAAGAAAAAGGGAAGCCAGCCCGAAAUGUCACCAGCUCUACAGCUGAUGCAGAAUGUAGAUGCAAAAUCCACGCUGAGGUCCAAACGAAUGUCCACCGAACAGAGCAUCCUCUUCAAGUCCUUGCACGCUCACACCAACGGGAAAGAUGAACCUCUGGCGACUUCAGAAAUGAAUGACAAAGAGAGCAGGGAUGUCACAAAUGGUGGAGUGAAGAGAUCUAGGCUAGAAAGAAGUGCACUUUUCUCAAGCAUGUUAUCCUCUUUACCACAAGACAAAAUCUUUUCUCCCUCUGUAACGUCAGUCAAUGCUAUGACCACAACUUUCAGCUCUUCUCAGAACACUUCUCUUUCUCGGUCCUCUGCGUCACAGCCCGUGGCUGAGGGUGCCCCACCCUGCACGUCAGAUAAAGAACAGCCGAGCCUUCCGCCCAACAACUUAAAGGUCUUCAAUUUUGACUCGUCAAGUACAUCUCAUUCAGGCUUGAAAAGUCCAAGCUACAUGGAAAAAUACCUGCAAAAGGAGGAAACCAAAAAAGAUCUGGAUUCCCAAAGCAACCUACACUUGCCAGACAUUAAAUUUUCUGAAUUUUCAAAACUGAAGAACAGUGAUGAUGUGGAAAAGGCUAAUCACGUUGAUGGUGUGCUUAAACCGAACUUGCUGAACUAUGGGAACAGUGACACAGACUUCAUGGGCCUUUUCAAAUCCAGACGGCUUGACCCAAACCUUCCCUUUUCUGGAAUGCCAUUAUCAGAUCCAAUAACGCUUAGAGGAAGUGUCCAAAAUAAAAUCAACCCUCGACCUGGAAAGGUAGUGAUCUAUAGUGAACCAGAUGUCUCCGAGGAGUGUAUUGAAGUCUUCAGCGACAAUGAGGAUUGCAGCUCCUGGACCCUGUCUCCUGUGGUUCUUGUAAAAGUUGUUAGAGGAUGUUGGAUUUUGUAUGAGAAGCCAAAUUUUGAAGGGCACUCCAUCCCCUUAGAAGAAGGAGAAUUGGAACUCGCUGGUCUCUGGGGUAUAGACGAUAUUUUGGAAAGAAAAGAGGAAGAAGAGUCUCCUAAGCCUGUGGUGAUUGGUUCAAUCAGACAUGUGGUCCAGGAUUACAGAGUUAGUCACAUUGACUUAUUUACUGAACCAGAAGGGUUAGGAGUCAUAAGUUCCUACUUUGAUGACACUGAAGAGAUGCAGGGGUUUGGUGUAAUGCAGAAGACCUCUUCCAUGAAAGUACAUUGGGGCACAUGGCUGAUUUAUGAAGAACCCGGAUUUCUGGGUGUCCCAUUUAUCCUGGAGCCUGGCGAAUACCCUGACUUGUCCUUCUGGAAUACAGACGUAGCAUACAUUGGAUCCAUGCGGCCUCUGAAAAUGGGUGGUCGUAAAGUUGAAUUCCCUAUAGAUCCAAAGGUAAUUAUUUAUGAAAAGCCUUUCUUUGAGGGAAAAUGUGUGGAACUAGAAACAGAAAUGUGUAGUUUUAUCAUGGAAGGAAGCGAAGCAGAAGAAACCACUGGAGACGAACAUUUGCCGUUGACAUCGGUGGGCUCUAUGAAAGUUCUUAGAGGCAUUUGGGUUGCUUACGAAAAGUCUGGAUUUACAGGUCAUCAGUAUUUGCUUGAAGAAGGAGAAUACAAGGACUGGAAAGCCUGGGGAGGUUACAAUGGAGAGCUUCAGUCUUUACGACCUAUAUUAGGUGAUUUUUCAAAUGCUCACAUGAUAAUGUACAGUGAAAAACACUUUGGAUCCAAAGGUUCCAGUAUCGAUGUAUUAGGAAUUGUUGCUAAUUUAAUGGAGACCGGGUAUGGAGUGAAGACACAGUCCAUUAAUGUACUGAGUGGAGUAUGGGUAGCCUAUGAAAAUCCUGACUUCACAGGAGAACAGUAUAUACUGGAUAAAGGCCUUUAUACCAGUUUUGAGGACUGGGGAGGAAAAAAUUAUAAGAUCUCUUCUGUUCAACCCAUAUGUUUGGAUUCUUUCACUGGGCCAAGGAGACGAAAUCAGAUUCACUUGUUUUCGGAACCAGAGUUUCAAGGUCAAAGUCAAUGUUUUGAAGAAACAACAAGUCAAAUUGAUGAUUCCUUUUCUACCAAGUCUUGCAGAGUUUUAGGAGGCAGCUGGGUUGCGUACGACGGAGAACAUUUCUCAGGUAACCAGUACGUGCUGGAGGAAGGCCAUUACCCGUGCCUCUCCGCAAUGGGCUGCCUGCCGGGAGCGAGCGUGAAGUCCCUGCGGUUUAUAGAUGUUGAAUUGUCUGAACCAACAAUUAUUCUUUUCGAAAGAGAAGACUUCAAAGGAAAAAAGAUUGAACUUAACGCAGAAGCAGUCAACCUCCGAUCCCUAGGAUUCAACACGCAGAUACGCUCUGUUCAGGUGAUCGGUGGCAUAUGGGUUACUUAUGAAUAUGGCAAUUACCGGGGUCGGCAGUUCCUGCUGUCACCAGCAGAAGUACCUAACUGGUAUGAAUUCAGUGGCUGUCACCAAAUAGGUUCUCUACGACCUUUUAAUCAGAAACGAAUUUAUUUCAGACUUCGAAACAAAGCAACAGGGUUAUUCAUGUCAACCAACGGAAAUUUAGAGGACCUGAAGCUUCUCAGAAUCCAGGUCAUGGAGGAUGUCGGUGCUGACGAUCAGAUCUGGAUUUAUCAAGAGGGAUGCAUCAAAUGCAGGAUAGCCGAAGACUGCUGCCUGACGAUUGUGGGGAGCCUGGUCACCUCCGGCUCCAAGCUGGGCCUGUCCCUCGACCAGAAUGCUGAGAGUCAGUUCUGGAGCAUGAAGUCAGACGGCAGGAUCUACAGCAAGUUGAAGCCAAAUUUAGUUUUAGAUAUCAAAGGGGGUGCACAGUAUGAUCAAAAUCACAUUAUCCUGAACACCGCCAGCAAAGAGAAGUUAACACAAGUGUGGGAAGCCAUGGUCCUGUAAACCUGGACGAAGACCACGGGAGGAGUAUUUCUGCAGGUCUCCCAGCUACCUUAUUAUAAAAAACAAACCAAAAAAAGGACUGCUCACAGAAGAACCAAGAGGAAGCCGUGUGCUCCUUCAGUAACUACAUUCACUCUUGAAUCAUGCUGCCAGGACUGGGACAGUGGUCUCAUCUCCAAAAGAAUGUAAUAGUUUUAAACCAAUAAUUUCUUCUUCUUUCAUUUCUUGCCUUUCAUUUCCUUUCAGCAGCUGCUUAUAUAGGUUGCCUCAUUAGCAGCUUUGGGGUGUUUUUAAAAAAAUCUUAUCUCAAGAUGUUAGGACUACGUACAUUUUAAAUGAUUUCCAAAGACAGUGACAGGAGAGAACACGAACAAAUUCACCGACUUGGUGGACCUACAAAUCCCUUACACUUUAAAGGGAAGGGUAAAGGCUGAAGUCUGUAAGGUAGAAACUUUAGCACUUGAGAAGUAAUGUAUUAGGCCUAUAGUUUUGGUCCCUGAUCUUCUGUUUUCUGGAAUCAUAAUUAUGCUGUAUAGCAAAGAGAGAAAUUAUAUACUCAUAUUUUAAGGAACUGAAUGAGUAUAGACAAAACACUUUUCUGUUAAUAUUAAAAGUUAGUACAUUUAAAAGAUUUCAUGUCCUUGUCUACUUACACUUAUGAGCUGGAUUUAGAUUAUUUAACUCACCGUGGGCUGCCUUAAGACUGUCACAAAUGAGUGCUGUUUAAAGCUUUUCUUACAGAUGCUGCUGGAACAGUAUCACCACGACCUAAUUUAUUACCCAUCCCCACUCAUCUAUAACUAGUUCUGAAGCAAUGUUAUGCGAUCCUUUGCUAAACUCAGGUCAUUUAGCCUAAUUCCCUACCCUUUCUCCAGCUGCACUGGCAGGAGGCCUGCAUGGGGCUACCUUACCUGUAAUGUUCCACAGCCCUGCUCCGGGGAAAGCUCUGGUCUCAGGGUAUCGCAGCCCCUGUGGUCACUUACUUUGGGUGUGGAAGGCUCAGGAGGAUGACCAGCAAUUCUCUUCCAAAAGUAAAGGAAAGGAGGCUUUAAGCAAUGCUUGUUGGUCAAAUCUUAGAAUGCUGAAAACCCUAAAAUUCAGCAAGCAUUUCAGUGAAAGUUGAAAAUGUUUAACUGCUGAUGAUACACUGCCCACAUGGUGCUGCUCAAACAGUGCAUGCUCACUUUGAACAAAACUGCUGAACAAUCCUUGAAUGCCCUCUUCCUCUUUCUGUCCUCAUGUCAUUGUCCUCGUCACUGAAUGCUGGUGCUCUCAUCAGGGGAAGAACAAACCUCGUUUCCUUUUCUUCUGUUCCAGUGUGUCCCUCACUCUAAAGUGUCAGUCCUCUCUGAGUCUGUGGUAAGCAAUUAUGGUCAUCAGUGUGGUAUCUUCAGUUUUAAAGUGAUGCUUGUACGUGUCCAACAGCAGCCAGCACGUCCGUCUUGCCCUGAGGUGUGUGGCGCUGAUUUUCAGCCUUUGUGCAUCUCAUCCCAGUGUGGGGGCUAAGACAUCCUACAGCAGUCUCUGUUGGAGUCAUCCCAUGAAUAAACUUGUUUCUGGUUAACUGUGUUGAUGAAACUGAACAGAGUCCUUUCAGUAGCCCUCAUAACACUUCAGAGAGUCAGCUGGCAGAUUAGAAACAAGUGUCUGACUGGUUAGGACAAGGCAAGUUUCAGGGGUGCUGGCACAUGGCAGGGAAAGGUUGGCUGACUCUCCCCUUUCCUGACAGUGGUGAACCGGUCACUCCACUUUUCUGCGUGGACACAGGGAUGAGGCCCUGCCUUGAGUUUGCCCCACCCCGCCCCCUGGGAUCCCUCAAGGGAAAAUAGCUGAGACUGUUUCCAGCUAUUCUGAAAACAGUCUUUCUUGUGAGAUAAACCUGUAGUAGUGAGACCAGCAAUUCCAGAGAAAAGCCCUCAUCCAGCACACUACUACUGAGUGUCUAACAGGAUAAACCAAGUAGAAACCUACUCAAACAGGCCUACACCAAAAGCUAACCUCGAGUGUCUAGGGUGCAGUAACGAUGACUACAACAGGAGAGCGACACUCACCUUAAGUGAAUGAAGGGCAGGCUGGCUUCAAGAGCAGCCGCAGGCCUAUGGGUGAGACGCCUAAAUGCAGGCAUUUAAGGUCAGAAACGAGAACUGUGAGCCCCAGGGGAAUGGUGGAAAUUUCCAUGGAAAAGUCCUCACAGAGGCAUGUUUCACUUGUUGAAGGAGGUCUAGCCCUUAUGCAAAAUGUAAGGGUUUUAAAAGUAAGAAACUUUAGCAUCACUUUCAAUUUCUAAGAGUAACCAACCAAAUCAGGGCCAGAUGUUUAGGCCCUAAGAGGUUCAGAACUCAGAGGGCUGUUGUGACCACAGCAGAGCAGAAUACAAAUCAAAGGAAAUCUAGGGCCAUUAAAGAGGUGCUCACUGAUGAAUCUAGAAAGCGCUGGCCUUAGGUAAGCUCUCAUCCAUGCCGCCACUCAUCCAUAUCUCACUAACAUUAAAACAGUAAAAUCAGUCUUAGUGACUAGGACAGAAGCUGCCAUGAUUGGCAAAUCUGGUGUGAAAGAACAGCCUGGAAAAAAUAUGUAAUUGUCACUGACUUUAUAGACAAGUCUAAGUAUGGCCAUUUUCCUACCCCGUCUUACUUGUGUAUCCCUUGUGCUUGGCAGGGGACAGACGUCUCAGCAAACAGGAACUUGGGGAUGUAGGUGGGUAAUGUCAGAAAGCAUUCUGAGCAGGUAGAGUGAUGGCGAAGUGUGGUGGUGCAGCUACAAAAUCAAUCUCUGCCCUGCUCAGUUCAGAAAAUAAAAAAUUACUGGCAAAA
Miniopterus natalensis is the source of this 7604-nucleotide messenger RNA. It is a transcript of the gene CRYBG1, whose product is annotated as crystallin beta-gamma domain containing 1. The record is from RefSeq and is a predicted model, not a curated record. NCBI's taxonomy places the organism in Eukaryota, Metazoa, Chordata, Mammalia, Chiroptera, Miniopteridae.